CAGAACGUGAGUUCACAGACUGCACGCCAGUGUUGAUACGCAAGCUGCGACGAGACAUAUGAGGCUUUAGUGGUUCGCCGUACUUAUUCCCAGUUCCAAAUUAGGCGCCACCAUCAGUGCAAAAGAAAGUCUUUCCUUCAACAUGCAGGAAACAAGCGGCUCAGAAGGUUCUGCAGCAAAUGAGCCCAUGGAUGUUGAUCAUACAGGCGCCUCCUUAUCCACAGCAGCGAGAGCGCCAGUAUCACAGGGCAGUCCGCGUCAAAUUGCGGCCGAGCAAUGGCUCGAAGGUCUGAUGUCUCGAACAUCGCAGCGGCAUUACGACAUUUUGCUUCACCUUUGGAGUCACUGUGGCCCCGAGCACGCGGAAUUCGAGCGAUUCAUUGCCAGCGCCGAUUUCUACGUCACAGCCGUCCACUCGGAAUGCGCUUUUGACCCACCCCCUGAACGCAUUCGAAAUCUCUUCAAAGGUUUUACGCGGCUCCGCAUGUUGGAACUCUUGUGUCACCAACAAGAUCAAAGCAACCCCGCAGUCAGGUCCCACAUAUAUUUCAAGCAGUACAACAAACUUUCCAAGGCAUUUUUCGAGACCGAAUAUCUAGGCACUGCAGAUGAUUUCUUUGUCAGGACAUUGGCCGACUACGAGGCGCGCUUUACCCCGGAGAGGCUUGAAGCUGUCAGCAAAAUUCCGCGAAGUGCUGAUGAAGAAGGCACUAAGGUCCAAUUGGAAGUCCACGGAGAUACUUUGUGGCACUCGCGAUCGCUCGCCAUCGUUCAAAGUAGCGGCACGGGCAAGUCUCGGCUGGUGGAACGCCUCAACGGGCGCGUAUCUUGUGAGCAGCAGCCCAGCGAAGUACACCUCGCAUUCUCCUUAUGCCUCCGUCGCGAGGAUGAAGCCGCGUUCCCACUCGGAGACUGGAGGUUCUACAAGUGGCUUACAGAAGAUCUUCGCCCUGUCGUAUCACAUUCAUCUCCUCACGCGGUGGCACUCGUGUAUAAUAUUCGUUGGAUGACUCUGCUCAGAGCCAUCUACCAGGCAAGUGCGACAGCUGUGUGUAGGAUGGCCGGAGAACCAACGGCCGAGUCUCUUGCUAAGCAUUGGAAGACCGAGUGUGGGGCCAAAAUUCGCACGCUAGAAGACGACACGCGUCAUGAAGCUCACGCCGACGUGCACCUAUACAACGAGACCGAAAGGCUGGCGGAAGAUCUAUGGUCCAGCGCGCUUUCCAGUCUCUACGCUGGCAAAGCUUUCAUCGAUCACGAGAGAUACGAGUCAGUUCAUCAGCUCAACAAGAGACUUCUGCGAGAAGACGCCAUGAGCUUGUACCAGUCACUGGACACAAUCCACAACACUCGAGCUUGGUUUCACGUCUGUCUGGACGAAAUAGCAAAUAUUCAACCUCCACAUUUCAACCAACCUCCACCUUUCAGCAAGGACUUCGUGCCAACCAGUAAAUUCUCAUGGGUCGAACGUUUACGCUCUGUGUUCUGUCCCGAUGAUGGAGAGCUAGAGCUUCCGCCUCGCUUCUGGCUCAUCAUGCUUGGAACAAACGCUAGCUUUGCGGCCCUCACCCCACCUACCAAGGAGGCAUCCUCGUUCCGCAUUGCCAAUGGCAGGUUAUCACAUUUUCCACCUUAUAUGCACACCUCCACGAACGUCUGGCUUACCGCUCAUGAGGACUAUAAGCGAAAAAUUUUUACAGCUUCCCCUUACACGGCCAGCAGACCACAUUUGCUGGCGCGUUGGGGCAGACCUCUCUGGCAGUCUGUCAUGUCGUACGACAAGACAACGCCGAUGCUGGCAGACCCAACCUCCAGCUUGUCAGGCGAAUAUCUAUCGUUCGUCACUCGAAAGCUGCUCAGGGCGGGCUCAGAGCAGAACGAACUCUUCGAAAUCGAGCUCACCUCAGAGCGCUGCUUCGCGCUGCUCAGUCAGCGAAUCAUGCUAGAUGACGGCCAUGACUACGGAGAAUUUGGGGAUCCGCACUCUCAUCGGGUUGAGGCGAAUAAGCAGGCAUAUGCAUCGCUCCAGCGACAGCAAGUCGACGAGCAUUUGCGCAUGCUCUAUGCUCUGAGCACCUCCGGAGACACUUUGGGCACGUACAUAGCUUGCGAACCUCUGGUGUCACACGCGGCUGCGGUGUUCAUGGCCACGCCCAGAGAUCCAACGGCGUCUAAAGCGACAGUCUGGGCUCGGUGCUGGGAGCACUUUCGAGCCUUGGUUGGUAAUUGCGUCGUCUAUGAUCAGGGAACUUACGGAGAGAUCACGGCCCAGGCGCUGCUUACUGUGUGCAAGGAUGCGACUCCACGGCCGUCGGCUGGAGCAUCAAAUCUGCCAAACCAACUCGCACGGACAGAUCCUGUUCACCAUUUUGUCGAGCUGCGCGCAUAUCUUGAGAGUCUAUUCAGCACGCAGAAUAUAAAAGAGUCAGCAAGAACACAGGGCGCUGAGAACGCCGGCCAGGCGGCAUGGGCGAACCUGCUCGAAAGUACUGGGGAUGUCUGGGUCAACUUCACUCGUUUUCACCGCUUACGCCGGCUCGUCCAGACUAUCAACACUGACGUGCUUUGGGACGCGUGGGUCCAUAUGACUGCGAUCGUAGGUGCCAAGGGUCAAGCGAAUUGGGACCUAUUGAUCCCUGUUUAUUGCGGCGCUAUCACCGAGCCUCUGAAUCCUCUGGCAUUCUCAUUCAUCGAAGUGCAAGUCAAAGCGCACAAGACGCCUUACACGGCGGUGAUGGAACCCAGCGCAACCGCUGAAUUCUUGACCUCGCUCGUGCAACCACCAAUCAUCCUCCUGUUGAACGUCGGUAACAGCGCUCCAAACAAUGCAGAGGUUAUUGUUCAGCCGCACCUUCCAAGUACACGGAUUGAGACGCGCAACACGCGAUCACGGAAGAGGUACUGGCAGAUAUCCACGCGCGGUUUGCUGCGUGUCAACCAUCCAGGCUUGGACGCUCUUCUGCCUUCUUCGGCUGGCAUGAACGACUUUCCCAUCUCCAAGCAUCCCCCGGAGGUUCUCGAUGCUUGGAGUGAACAGCGUCGGCAUAGGAUGGAGGCUCGAAACGAUCCAGAGCACGACGAGUGGCUGCGCAAUCUGGUCGAAGCGGAAUCAGACCUUGCCCCCUUCUUCCGUGGGCGUUCUCCCGCCUACACCACCCACACCCUCGAGAAGCUGGCUAUCAGCUACAGUCAUUGCGCAGAUCGUCGCCUCCCAAGCUCCACUUUCACCUCUAGCCCUCGUGCCUACCCAUUUCAACCUAUGGUGAUGGACCUCGUGCUUCAGAAGAUCUCGCGCAUAGAAGAAGAGACCCGACCUCCGAAGCGUUCACUCUCGCAGCUUCCUCAAUUCGCAAUAUUGGCCCGCUAG
This is a messenger RNA of Ceraceosorus guamensis, 3367 nucleotides long. RefSeq lists its product as hypothetical. The transcript is spliced from 3 exons. The coding region runs from base 143 to 3367 and encodes 1074 amino acids. The record is from RefSeq and is a predicted model, not a curated record. NCBI's taxonomy places the organism in Eukaryota, Fungi, Basidiomycota, Exobasidiomycetes, Ceraceosorales, Ceraceosoraceae.